AAAAAAAAAGGCACGAGCAGAAAAUAAAGGAGAAAAAAAAAAUUAGAGAAGCGGCAAAAGCAAGCUGGUCCUCCCAUUCCUGUUAUUGCAAUUGACGCAUCCACCUUUCGUUUUCCUCUCCAUCUCUCGCUACGGCGGUGACAGAUACGGCGGCGGCUGUUGCGCAGAAGAAGCUCCGUCGCUUUUCGAGCCGGAAUCAGCCGGAGCAAAUCUCGAAACUCUGAAUUAAAGAAGAUUGCAGCUCGUUAAAAUAUUGGGUAUGGCUGAUAGACAGGAUGCCAAUUCAUCUUCACAAGGUUCCUUACAGAGGGAAACCCAUGAGAUGUGGAAGAGUGAGAUGGAAUCAUGUCCAUCACUGGUAGAUACAUUACAGGCUGAGCUUAUGGAUGUAAAGGCUUCCAUUGAGGGGUCAGCGGAAGAUGCCAGGAAGGAGUUAAAAGUUCUAUGGGGUAGGGUCAGACUAACCGCAACAAUGUUUCGCUAUCUGAAAUCGAAAGCUAGAAUCAUAGCCAUUCCUGAUUUAGCCCAUCUCUCAUGUGUUGUUGAACAACUGGAAGGAGCAAGCCUUGUUGAGAAAAAUGGUGCUCCACCUUCACCUUCCAAAUGGGCUACGGAAAUUGAUCUUUUGCCUUGUGAUAGUCCAGGGGAAGAAACACAGACUGGAACAAGCAGGAACCAGAGUUAUUUGGGUAUAGAGGAUAAGGGCUAUACUGCUGAGAUGCUCCAAUCCGUACAGAUGGUUAAUGAUGUGCUGGAAUCUCUCGCGAGAAGGGUUGCAGUUGCAGAGUCAGAAACUGCCAUUCAAAAGCAGAAGGUAUUUGUAGGGGAGGAAGAAAUCAAAAGGAAGGCAGUGCAAAUCGAGAACUUAUCCUUGAAGUUAGAAGAGAUGGAACAAUUUGCUCAAGGAACUAACGGUGUUCUAAACGAAAUGCGAGAGAGGAUUGAGGAACUAGUUGAAGAGACAACUAGACAGAGGCAAAAGGCAAUGGAAAAUGAAGAAGAACUCUCUCGGGUAAAGAGGGAGUUUGAGUCACUUAAAAGCUACGUCAGUACUUUUACCAAUGUCAGAGAAACACUUCUUUCAUCCGAGAGGCAAUUCCAAACCAUCGAGGCGCUGUUUGAACGGUUGGUAGCUAAGACGACACAGCUUGAAGGCGAGAAGGCGCAAAAAGAGGGCGAAGUCCAGAAGCUGAUGGAGGAGAACGUGAGGCUGACUUCGCUUCUCGACAAGAAAGAGGCUCAGCUCCUUGCCUUGAAUGAGCAAUGCAAAUUCAUGGCUUUGAACGCGUCGGGUAUAUGAACAAUUGCAGUUCUUCUUUGUAAAAGAUCUUCUCAGUGCAAUCUUCCUUCCUGCGUAGUAGACUCGAGUCUCUUUUUUUUUUCCAAGUGUCUUAAAAUCUGACAUUCUGAAAAAACUCUCCUUCGAGAAUGGCUUAGCUGUAUAAGCAAGCUGCUUGUUCGAGUUCUUCUU
Tarenaya hassleriana is the source of this 1471-nucleotide messenger RNA. RefSeq lists its product as uncharacterized. Gene Ontology annotation, biological process: response to red or far red light; negative gravitropism. The record is from RefSeq and is a predicted model, not a curated record. The transcript has 3 exons. NCBI's taxonomy places the organism in Eukaryota, Viridiplantae, Streptophyta, Magnoliopsida, Brassicales, Cleomaceae. Bases 260 to 1300 code for a protein of 346 amino acids.